AUGCAUACAGGUAUAGAUGAAGAGAUUAUCGACACAUUGGCUUUGGACAACCUCACCAUCCGCUUCUCCUUGCUUGACGACUACCCUGUGGCCAGUUCUCCGCUGUAUCAGUUCGAAGGCGGCAGAGGCUGGUGGGACAUCGUUGUGCGCGAGUUUUCAUUUCCAG
Messenger RNA from Sphaeroforma arctica JP610, 166 nucleotides. RefSeq lists its product as hypothetical. The record is from RefSeq and is a predicted model, not a curated record. The annotation marks the transcript as partial. Lineage: Eukaryota; Ichthyosporea; Ichthyophonida. The transcript has a single exon.